UGACAAGCCAUAGCCACAAAAUCUAAAAUGAGGUACUCGGGCUUGCAGAAAGAAGUGCUGGCGUUAUACCGGAAAUGUCUAAGGGAAAGUAGAAAGAAGCCCAUUGUAAGUUACUAAUAUGGCAUGCAUCGUGAAUAUAUUUUGACAUCCGCCUUAGGAUACAAGAUCUCACUUCGAGUCUUAUGCGAGGUAUGUUUUGAUGUGUAGCCAUAUACAAGUCUAGGGCUUGUACUGAUAUAGUUGUAGGGCUGAGUUUCAAAAGAGCCUUGCCCUCGAUAAGAAGGAUUUUGCUGCCAUCGAAUAUUUGAUGAGAAAAGGCCAACGGCAAUUGGAGAUGUAUUCUUCGCCAGGAAUAAAGGAUAUCAGAUGA
Messenger RNA from Hymenoscyphus albidus, 370 nucleotides. Lineage: Eukaryota; Fungi; Ascomycota; Leotiomycetes; Helotiales; Helotiaceae. The record is from the annotation of a GenBank genome assembly.